CAAGGCUGUGCGUUCCCUUUCCUUUAGCGUUGCUUCCGGUAGCGCCGCCGCCGCCCGCAGGAUGUAGCGGCCGCGCGGCGGCAGAAGGACGCGGAGGGACCUUCACCGGCUGCCUCGGAGCCGCACGCACCCGCCGCCCCGAUGGCGUCCCGCAAGGUCCCCGCCGGGGCGGGCAGCGGGCUUGUGGCCGCCGGCCGAGACCGGGAGCGGGACCGGGAACGGGCGCACCUGGAGCUCGCCGAGCUGGGGCCGCUCUUAGAAGAGAAGGGGGACCAAGGACCGACCGGCGCGGCCAGCGCCGAGGACCCACCAUGCCCAGUGGCUCACGAGGAGGAGGAGGAGGAGGUGGUGCGGGUGCUGACCUUGCCUCUGCAGGCUCACCAUGCCAUGGAGAAGAUGGAAGAGUUUGUGUACAAGGUAUGGGAAGGGCGCUGGCGUGUGAUCCCGUACGACGUGCUGCCCGACUGGCUCAAGGACAAUGAUUACCUCCUGCACGGACACCGGCCCCCCAUGCCCUCCUUCCGCGCCUGCUUCCGGAGCAUUUUCCGCAUUCACACCGAGACAGGCAACAUCUGGACACACCUGCUGGGAUUUGUUCUGUUCCUCUGCCUGGGGAUCCUGACCAUGCUGCGGCCCAACAUGUACUUUAUGGCUCCUCUCCAAGAGAAGGUGGUGUUUGGGAUGUUCUUCCUGGGAGCAGUGCUGUGCCUCAGCUUCUCCUGGCUUUUCCACACUGUGUACUGUCAUUCAGAGAAGGUCUCACGGACUUUUUCGAAGUUGGAUUAUUCAGGAAUUGCACUGCUGAUCAUGGGGAGCUUCGUCCCGUGGCUCUACUACUCGUUCUACUGCUCCCCACAGCCAAGACUCAUCUACCUCUCCAUCGUCUGUGUCUUGGGUAUCUCUGCCAUCAUUGUGGCACAGUGGGACCGAUUUGCUACCCCCAAGCACAGGCAGACCAGAGCAGGCGUGUUCCUGGGGCUGGGACUGAGUGGGGUUGUGCCCACCAUGCACUUCACCAUUGCUGAGGGCUUUGUGAAGGCCACCACGGUGGGGCAGAUGGGCUGGUUCUUCCUCAUGGCUGUGAUGUACAUCACGGGCGCUGGGCUCUAUGCUGCCCGCAUCCCUGAGCGCUUCUUCCCGGGCAAGUUUGACAUCUGGUUCCAGUCUCAUCAGAUCUUCCACGUGCUGGUGGUGGCUGCAGCCUUUGUCCACUUCUAUGGGGUGUCCAACCUGCAGGAAUUCCGCUAUGGCCUGGAAGGGGGGUGCACAGAUGACUCUCUCCUCUGAGAGUGCCUGGUUUUAGUACAAGCUUCCUAAGUGCUUUUUAAACUCUUGUCUUUGCUAAAAUCAAAGGAAGACUCAAAACCAUUUGGGGUUGUUGGUUUGUUGUUUGUUUUUUUUAAAGAAACAAAAAAAAAAAAAAAGAAAUGGAGAAAUCCUUUAGCAAAGUUAUUGACCAAAUCCUCACCCCCUUCCCCACGCACUGCGCUGGGGCUGCAGGGGUGCUCCCAACUCCUCCAGAUAGUGUUUUAGCUGCACCGGGAUCACCUGCUGCUCCGACAGCACAGGGAACAGCUUCCUGCUCCCGCACAGCCGAGCACAUCUCGCUCCUCAUGCACCAGGAGUUCUGCGUAUCUCCCACAGCAGUGCCUGGCUGGGGCAGCCCCAGGCAUGGGCACACACUCAUGUAAUUUAAAGUUUUAAUUGUCCUUUUUGUUUUGUUCUGUUUUCCUUGACAAAGUAAUGUAAACAUAAAUGAAAGAAUAUUUAAUAUUUAAUACUAAGCUUUAAGACAACGCGCUGCCACUGCAGUCCUCAGCUCCCUCGCUGUCGGGAGGAAGGACAGUGUUGUAGGGAAUGUAGAGCUGCUGUAGCUGAUUGAAAUAAAAAGGUCAAUAGUUCAGUGUCA
Serinus canaria (Common canary) is the source of this 1909-nucleotide messenger RNA. It is a transcript of the gene ADIPOR1, whose product is annotated as adiponectin receptor 1. The record is from RefSeq and is a predicted model, not a curated record. Gene Ontology annotation, molecular function: signaling receptor activity. Gene Ontology annotation, cellular component: plasma membrane. NCBI's taxonomy places the organism in Eukaryota, Metazoa, Chordata, Aves, Passeriformes, Fringillidae. The transcript is spliced from 8 exons. Gene Ontology annotation, biological process: adiponectin-activated signaling pathway. The coding region runs from base 142 to 1287 and encodes 381 amino acids.